UUCGCUGGUGAUAACGAACCGAUACGCAAUGGGCCCCCAAGGAAUUCUGGUUAUGGCCAUAAGCAUCGUCGGGGCGAUGGCAUUUAUCCCCCAUGGUUCUAUUGGGGAAAAGGAGCAUAUGCUAACGGAAGCUUUGCUUCGUGAGGUUAUCGAUCGUAUGGGCUCGGACUUCAACGACGCAGCGCCCUCGUACCUCGAUAUCCCGAAAGAGGUACAGAUUUCGUUGAUGUCCCGAGCCCCCAAGGAGCUGGAGAACGAGCAGCUCGACUACGACUCGCUGAUCGACGGGAACCCCAGCCCGAGCCUGCGAGACCAAGAGUAUUUGCAGCACAGUUCAUUAUGGGGCCAUCAGUACGUAACCGGCGGUGCGGGAGAGGGUGAACAGCGUCUGCGACCAUCCGGACUGGUUCCGAACCGGCAGAUGAUCAAAACCGAUGCUGUCCUUCCGGCCUACUGUAACCCUCCAAACCCCUGCCCUGUCGGAUACACUGAGGAACAUGGCUGUAUCACAGAGUUCGAGAACACAGCCGCGUUCAGCCGCGAGUACCAACUCUCUCAGCGUUGUAUGUGCGACGGCGAGCACAUGUUCAGCUGCCCCCCUGAUUCCCCCUCCGAAUACGAUAUCCGCUUCCCCGAUCACCACAAGAAUCUCGUCGCCAAGAAGUAUAAGGACGACGUUAGUAUUAAUUAGUCUUUUCAACGCCAUAUUUUAUCCGUCUAUUCGAUUCUGAACAUAUGGCAGCUUUAUUGAAUUUUAGUAUUUUUGUAAUGGCUUAGUUACCAAAUUGAAUUUAUGUGGCUGAUUUUAUAUACUAUGGUACCGAAAUAAAAAUGCAUAAUUUUUUUCACUAUUAAAACGAAAAAUAUGUAA
Molecule: messenger RNA, 871 nt
Organism: Melitaea cinxia (Glanville fritillary)
Lineage: Eukaryota; Metazoa; Arthropoda; Insecta; Lepidoptera; Nymphalidae
Gene: 7B2
Exons: 5
Coding region: 29-691 (220 amino acids)
Biological process (GO): regulation of hormone secretion; neuropeptide signaling pathway
Cellular component (GO): secretory granule
Molecular function (GO): enzyme regulator activity
Source: RefSeq, a predicted model, not a curated record